This is a messenger RNA of Xyrauchen texanus (razorback sucker), 3052 nucleotides long. RefSeq lists its product as uncharacterized. The coding region runs from base 139 to 2106 and encodes 655 amino acids. The transcript has 14 exons. Lineage: Eukaryota; Metazoa; Chordata; Actinopteri; Cypriniformes; Catostomidae. The record is from RefSeq and is a predicted model, not a curated record.
AGCAUCGAAGCAGCGUGCCAGUGUGUAAAAGCGCAUGACAAUCUCACUUUAUAAAAGCUGCAGUCUCUUAAUUGAAUAGUUCAGUCCAUCAUUGUUAUCCCAGGAUUCACAGUUAUCAUCCUUCAUGUACACAGCGAAAUGAACAGAUGCGCUCGGAUCCAAGAAGGGAGGCGUGUACACGGUGAAGGAGAAACGCUCUCCGUGCGUUUUGUGCUCGGUGGGCAUCAGAAUGGCUUGAGCGUCCACGGAAGACAGCCAGUCGUUGAAAGUAUACCUGACACCAACUUCUCUCGUGUUACUCGUGCUCAUCGCUCUUACGAUCCCACACACAUCAAACUGCGUGUACGUGACGCUUUCCAACGCGACGCAACAGCGCUUGAGCCGCGUCUCCAAGUCACCGGAGUCCACGGGCAUCUUGAAAGCAGAAUGAGUGGAAGUGGGUCACAGUCUUUGUUUUUCAUCAGUCUUCCAGAUCUGAGGAAUUUAUGUUGUGUAAAUCUGUUCUUCCCGAACACUUUCGAUGCAGGAGAGCUGACAAACAAGCAAAUGAAAACCUGCAGAGAACUUGUGCUCUUGUAUCCAGACAUUGUUGCUUCACCUGUGUUGGGGCAUUUUGGGGGCAUUACUGUUGUAAUGACUAUUGCCUGUUACAAGAGUGGCAUCAUCCAGGCCUUUGCAGAGAAACAUGAUCUACAGUUCAACCCUCCUAAAAGGGUUUUGCCUUCCAUUCUGCAGAGCUGUUUGUUUUAUUCAGUGACUGCGAAACUGGCCCCCAAAUGGAACAAAGCUGGCCAAUACCUCAUUGCAGGAAAAGACUUCCUCAGUCACUCUGGAAAACUAAAUUCAGUAGUGCUAGAGCUGAAUGUCACAGAGACUCAACUGUGUGUCAGUGUGGAAGCCAAUACAGUAAGGAUUUCCCCAACUGUGAUAGAGGAUUUUGAUUUUCCUACUCCAGUGGUGAAAAACUUCCUCCAAUCUAAUGCUGCUGUGCUUCACACAGUCAUGCCAAAUAACUGGUGCCACAUUCUGCCAAGUAUGAAGAAAGGGCAGAUCAUCAGUAUCAGUCGCAGGAUUCCACAUGAUUGCCCAUUCCAGUCUUACACAGACUUGCAAAAGCACUGGAACAGCAUGUAUGGCUAUCAGCUGCCUUCAGUAAGGGAAGAGGAAAUGAUCUACUGCAGUGUGCACUUUAAACCAAUAGGAGACAAACUGUUUACAUAUCCACUGUGCUGUAUACGCACUCAGCCAAUACAGUGCUUUCCCAGAGUUGACCUGCAAGGGGUGCUGAGAACCUUCAUAUCAGAACUGUGGGAAGGACUGGAGUUUGUGUGUGGGUUUCCAGUGCAGAUGGCCAGCAAGCCUUGCUACUACAACAAUGAAUUGAUCAGACCAAUCUGUCAGUGCUCUGGGGCACUGCCUGUGAAUUUGACAACAGAAAACACCAGCAGGGCUGUGCUAAAUCAAAGACCCAGCAGCUGGACUUCCUCCAACUGCGCAAGACCAUCCACUUCCUCUCCCGCAAAUGCUCAUUUUACACACAGCCAGUCUCAGUCUGUGUUUCAGAGGCCAAAGCUUGUGCCAGUCUUCAAGAACAAAUCACACAUCGGUCAUGUGAACAUGAUGACCAAGACCCCUGCAGAGAAACAGCAGAAAUUAGAAGGGCAGAAAUUGACUGCAAUUAUAAGGCCUGUUCCAUCUUCCAGUCUGUCAUCUUCUUCCAGUCUACAAUGCUCCACCCCAUCAGCCAUUUUUGACCAGUUAAAAAGGCCAGGCCCUGAGCGGUUGACCUUAUCCAUUUCUGUGGGUCAAAAGGCCAUCAAUAGGGUCGCUCAGGUUCUGCCACAGCAGCCUUUUGUUUACACACAGCCCCAACGCAUGCCUGAGAUACCCAGCAACAGAGGGGGAGAUGUAUUUGAGUCAAAACCAAAGAGACUCAAACAGAGUGUGCAAGACGUGGAGAAAUAUGCAAAAAGCAAUAAGCUCUCAAAGGUCAACUCAGCGACUCUGCAGGCUUGGUUGAAGAGUCGAGGAUUCUGUGUACGCUCCAAGGACAAGAAAGAGGAGCUAGUGUCAAAGGUCAUGAUAGUCAUAAAAAGUGAAACUUAAGGCACAGGUUGUGUUAUUCACCUGAAAACCACACUAUUGAUGAGAUUUUGCAUACUAAGCUUUUAAUCUUGCUAAACGAGUUUUUGCUUGUUCUAUUGGUAAACUUGACUCUUUUGUCAUUUCGAUAAUAAGAUUGUCAUGUGUUGUUCCAUGUUGUUUAUUUCACAAGACACUUGGCUAAAGCCAUUCUUUCAAGCAAGACCAAACAACCUUUUAAACUGUUUAAUUGGAUCCAGAGCUUUGAAAGGACUCUAGAUAAAGAAAAAGAAAAAAGUAGUUUUCUUUGCAUAAUUGUUCAUACCCUACUACGACAUGCAAUUUGUAAGAGCACAUAACUAAAAAGUUAAUAGAGAUAGCAUGGAUAAUUUGGUCUGGAAGAAUUUGAUGAGAAAUGUUUAAAUUCAGAGACAUGGAGACAUUGGAAUCUUAGCAAAUCUGAGCACAGUUGCAGAAAACACUGAUGGAAGUGUGAUGCUGACUUUCACCAACCCUAAUGACAUUUCAGAUUCCAAAGACUGUGGAGUCAGAGGCCCUUGACUAAAAUGGAAAUCAGACCCAGCUACUUUGAUGGCUAAUGAUAGGGCAAAACUACUCAGCUUGCUGUAUCUUAAAACAGCAAUAUCACUCUUGUCUUUUUUUCCUUUUUGACCUUUAUUCUAAAAAAAACUGACUUGAAAAGCUUAGCAGUAAGUAGGAAGACAUGCAAGAGUAACUAUGCACUUCUGAAGGGCAAAUUUAGUCAGGCUUUAAAAAGAGCUGUGCAUGUUUUGCACAUCAAAGUUUUGAAUGUGAAACAGACUUCCUACCGCCCCCACUGUGACUAACAGGGCGAAUGUUAUUCAUUAUUGUAACGGCUUCCAAUGUCAGUAUAUUUAAUUGCUGGAUGACUUGUUUGUAACAGCAAAGCAGGAGUUUGUUGAGUUAUUGGUUAAUAGUUUAAGUCCUU